Molecule: messenger RNA, 264 nt
Organism: Penicillium canescens
Lineage: Eukaryota; Fungi; Ascomycota; Eurotiomycetes; Eurotiales; Aspergillaceae
Exons: 1
Coding region: 1-264 (87 amino acids)
Source: RefSeq, a predicted model, not a curated record
AUGAAGGAAGUCGACCGGGGAAGCAAGGGAUGCUCAGCAGCACGACCCAGUGAUGAGCGGUUCGGAGAUUUUGUGCAGCACGAAGUGACCAUGAAGAUCAGUUGCUCGGACCAGUGUCAACAACAAUUGUCAACAAUCAGUGGCAAUCAUGGCGGUGUUGGAAUGUUGGUGGUCCAACGACGUCGUCUGGAGGCGCGGGACGAGGAAUGCUCUACUACCAUCAGGUACCACCCAAGGAAUGAAGGCUUGGAUGAUCUCUGUUAA